UUUAAUGAAACAGUUUCAAUGGAAGUCUUGAAGAAGAAAAACUCUCUUAAUGAAGGUUCUGUUUAUUGCAUUAUUUGUAACUCAGUUACCGUAUUAUAUGUUCGCGCAAGAAAAUUGCGUUGGCCGACCAGGUCGUCAGCUUUGCUACGGCAGAAGUCAUGUUGGUUUUAACAAAAGUAAAAAUUGCAACAACUAUGGCAUGGACGAAAUGUGGUAUUUCGAUACGAAAGUCAAGUUCUGCAGGACAAUGGAAUAUCUUGGUUGCGGUGGAAACAAUAAUCGUUAUUGUUCCAGGGAUCACUGUCGUCAGAGAUGCGACCCCUACGUAUGGACUACAAGACGAACAAGACCACCAAGACGACCAAGACCUUGAAAAAAAUUUAAGCCCAGCUAAAGAAUCAUUCUUAAUAAGCUAAAAACUACACUUCUUAUUUAUGAAUCUCCGUAAAAAGUAAAAGUACAUUUUUUCCAUUAAAUAAUUUACAAUUUUA
Messenger RNA from Drosophila ananassae, 491 nucleotides. Its product is annotated as WAP four-disulfide core domain protein 8. The coding region runs from base 50 to 373 and encodes 107 amino acids. Gene Ontology annotation, molecular function: serine-type endopeptidase inhibitor activity. The record is from RefSeq and is a predicted model, not a curated record. The transcript has 2 exons. Lineage: Eukaryota; Metazoa; Arthropoda; Insecta; Diptera; Drosophilidae.